Molecule: messenger RNA, 2520 nt
Organism: Blastomyces gilchristii SLH14081
Lineage: Eukaryota; Fungi; Ascomycota; Eurotiomycetes; Onygenales; Ajellomycetaceae
Product: catalase
Exons: 4
Coding region: 397-1908 (503 amino acids)
Biological process (GO): response to hydrogen peroxide; hydrogen peroxide catabolic process
Cellular component (GO): peroxisome; cytoplasm; mitochondrion
Molecular function (GO): heme binding; catalase activity
Source: RefSeq, a predicted model, not a curated record
AGGCUGUCUGUGAUGCGAAGUUUUCCCCCGCAGCGCCAGCACACGACUCGACUGCCUGCUUGACUACCGGUACCCCACUCCCGGCGAUCCCCAACAAACGCGGCUCUCGGCGAUAUGUCUGGAGGAUGUUAUGUGUGUUGGAGUAUAGUAUAUAAAGACUCCCCCUUUCCCCUCCUUUCCGCACCGCCCGAUCGUUCCUCUUCCCAAUGUCUCGCUGCCCAAGGUUUGUAUAGGUAUCUAUUUCCUGGCCUUUCGUGGCAUCACAUCUCGUCAUCCCAUCCUGUGACUUCCCAUCCCCUUCCACCAAUAUAAGAGGCAAUCUACUGUAACUAUCAAAGCUUCUCUACUGUCUCAUUAUCAAUCCUGUAGACAUCUAGUGUCACCAACACCGCCAUCAUGGGUGCUGACGAUAAAUUCAACACCUACCGCUACAAUGAAACUCCCACCUACACCACCUCCAACGGCUGUCCGGUCAUGGACCCUGAGUCCUCCCAGCGCGUUGGACCGAAUGGACCCUUGCUCCUCCAAGACUUCCACCUGAUCGAUCUCCUCGCGCAUUUCGACCGCGAGCGGAUCCCGGAAAGAGUAGUCCAUGCCAAGGGGGCAGGAGCCUAUGGUGAAUUCGAGGUGUUGGAUGAUAUCAGUGAUAUCACCACCAUUGAUAUGCUGAGGGGUGUCGGAAAGAAGACGAAACUUGUUACCCGCUUCUCUACUGUCGGUGGAGAGAAGGGAUCCGCGGACAGCGCUCGUGAUCCUAGAGGGUUUUCCACCAAAUUCUAUACUGAGGAGGGUAACUGGGACUGGGUCUUCAACAACACCCCAGUCUUCUUCUUGCGUGAUCCCUCCAAGUUCCCGCUCUUCAUCCAUACGCAGAAGAGGAACCCACAGACCAACCUGAAGGAUGCCACGAUGUUCUGGGACUACCUUUCCACCCACCAGGAAGCCGCCCACCAGGUCAUGCAUCUCUUCAGCGAUCGUGGCACUCCUUACUCCUACCGCCACAUGAAUGGCUACUCCGGACACACUUACAAAUGGAUCAAGCCUGAUGGAACCUUCAACUAUGUCCAGAUCCACUGCAAGACGGACCAGGGCAACAAGACCCUCACCAACGAGGAAGCUACCAAGCUUUCCGCCGAUAACCCCGACUGGCACACCGAAGAUCUCUUCCGCGCCAUCGAGCGCGGCGAAUACCCAUCCUGGACCUGCUACGUUCAGGUCCUCAGCCCCGAACAGGCCGAGAAAUUCCGCUGGAACAUCUUCGACCUGACCAAAGUCUGGCCGCAGGGCGAUGUGCCCCUCCGCCGCUUCGGCCGCUUCACCCUAAACAAGAACCCGCAAAACUACUUCGCCGAGAUCGAACAAGCCGCCUUCUCGCCCUCCCACCUCGUCCCCGGCGUCGAGCCCUCCGCAGACCCAGUCCUCCAAUCCCGCCUCUUCUCCUACCCAGACACCCACCGCCACCGCCUCGGCGUCAACUACCAGCAGAUCCCUGUCAACUGCCCGCUCCGCGCCUUCAGCCCAUACCAGCGCGACGGCGCCAUGGCCGUCAACGGUAACUACGGCGCCAACCCCAACUACCCCUCCACCUUCCGCCCGCUCGCCUUCUCGCCCGUCAAGGCCAGCCAAGAGCACGAGCAGUGGGCGGGAGCGGCCGUGUCGAAACAGUUCCCCGUCACCGACGAGGACUUCGUUCAGCCAAACGGCCUCUGGCAGGUCCUGGGCCGCCAGCCGGGCCAGCAAGACAACUUUGUGAAGAACGUCGCGGUCCACUUGUGCAAUGCGCAGCAGCGGGUGCGCAAGGCUACAUAUGGCAUGUUCACGCGCAUCAAUGUGGAUCUGGGUAAUCGCAUUGAGAAGGCUACGGAGGCGUUGGUGGCGGCGCAGGGGCAGGCGCAGUCGCGCCUGUAAAUGUGGGAUGUUUCUGUCAUUUGCCUGGGCCGUGGGGUAUGGGGAUUGAGAAGAACGUAACUGGUUAAAGUAGAAAAAGGGUCUGGUUGUUACAUUUGCAAAUUUUUAUAUAUAUUUUCUUUGUUUUUUCUCUUUCAAAUGCCUGAUACCUGCUAGGAUGAAGUGAAAUUUUUUUAAUAUGAGAGAAUACACCAUGAAGCUAGAGGAUUAGCUGAGUUAAAAAUUGACUGUGAUAAAGUGUUUCACUAAUUCAUUUUCCGCUGUUCUGGUCAGUUGAACUUACAGCAGCAUGGUGGUGAGCUAACUAGUUACCUGGUAAGAAAAAAAACUUUGCCGGUGUGGCUGGCUGACCCAGGGUUCUGGGUGGGACUUCCGUCAUGCAACUGCGGGCCGGUGGAGGAAUGUUGUUCUCACUGUGAUGUCAUAGAAAGCUGCAAUGGCCUGUAUAAGUAGUCACCACUCAUUAAGCAGGCAAUUACAGCUUCAAUUGCUGCAAUACAACAAAACACUCCUUCAUGUAAAAAUAUAACAUAAUUUAUCUCUCUCUGCAAAGAUUCAGUUCUUUUUUAUUUACAAUUCACAUUCACUAUAAAUAUGCAGUUCUGCAAAUCU